Phyllostomus hastatus (greater spear-nosed bat) is the source of this 4780-nucleotide messenger RNA. It is a transcript of the gene CUNH11orf71, whose product is annotated as chromosome unknown C11orf71 homolog. Gene Ontology annotation, cellular component: nucleus. The coding region runs from base 18 to 356 and encodes 112 amino acids. The transcript has a single exon. The record is from RefSeq and is a predicted model, not a curated record. NCBI's taxonomy places the organism in Eukaryota, Metazoa, Chordata, Mammalia, Chiroptera, Phyllostomidae.
GCGGGCAGUGUUUGAAGAUGGCCCUAAACUCUGGGUUCCUGUGUGCUGGCGAUCAAGGGAAGAGGGUGACCUCCAGUUGUUCCCACGGCGACCUUAGCCCUUCGGCCGUAGCAUUGGCCAUGGUCUCUGGAGACAGCUGCCUCUUGGCCAGACUUGAGGCGGUUCGUUCAAGACCUACUUCUCGCCAGGUGGUACGGCAAAGCGUUCGGAUCGAGAGACGUCGGACGGCUGGUGGAAGCUGGAGCCCUCUGCGCUUUGUAAAGGGAGGAGACCCUGAUGGGCGGAGCCGAAGCCGUAGGGAGAGAUUUUCGCCUUACCCGACUCCUGUGUUUAAACUGGAUCUGUUAAGUGUCUGACCGCCUUUGGAGGUGUUGUCGCAGCCAGCCUUUCUGUUUAAAAAGAACACUUCCUCAGCCCUUCAAUUAGCUUGUGAACAAGGCCUCUCAAAUCCUUUCUUGUUGCAAUCGCAGUCUUAUUUUUAGAAGGAUAUAUUUUUAUUUUAAUAUAGAGAUAUGUGAAAGUCCUGUUAAUAUAGCCUAGGACAAAGGGAAAUUUUACUAUUGCUAAAUUCAGAUGGUGUUUAGGGGCCAGAAUGAUUAGUUCGAGAAGGAGGUAGAUAUUUUUUCUUAGUCACAAAGCUGAGCUAUUGGGACCACCUGCCUAGAGGUCAACAAUCCGCUUAUUCACCCUUUGUGCACUCCAUUCCUACAAUGGCUCCAAAUUUCUCUGCUUUCCACAAGUCUUACCUCCCUUCCGUUGAAUUACAAGUCUCAAAGGAGGAGAAUCUACUUUGAGACUUGUAAUUGAGCUUUCUUAACCACCUACUUUCUACCUCACAUUAAUCCCUGUACUUUUACUUCUGUUGAUGAAAAGGAAACGCUUCCAUUUAUCUCUCCGUUUUAUCUUUCCUCCCUAUGGCCCAAUAAUCCUAUUAUCUUGACUUGGACAUUUACACUCUCCCAUCUCCCUCCUUGUUUUCAUCACGAAUAUCUACAAACUUGAGUCUCAACCAUACUAAAAACAAGAGCAAAACCUAAACCUUGCUGCUCUUUCAAAUUAUUAAAAUCAAUUUACACUUCUUUCUUUACCAAAAGCUCCAAAUGAAUUUUUACUUAUAUUUGUCAUUACUUGCAUUCAAUCCCAGCUUCCUUAAUUUAAAUCUGUUGUCCCAAAAUUAACAGAAAUUGGUUUUACAACAUCCUGUUAGGAAGCUGUCCAUCUAUGUACUCUAGCAUCUUUCUUGGACUUUCUUAUUUGUUAAUUCAUUCAAGCAUUCUACAAUAUAUGAAAAUCUCUGAGGUAAUUACACACUGUGGAUGAACUUGACACAGUCUUGCCAUCAAGGAGAUCAAGGAGUAUACUCUUGGAGAGGCUAAUAAAUCAAUAUGUAAUCUUCCACACUAGAAUGUUCAUUAGCUGCAGUGAUAAUAAGCACUGGUUGCAAUGGCUUCCAUAAAACUGUGCUAUCAUGUUCUCUUACCUGGCUUACUGGCUAAUAUUUUUGUUCUCCUAAUCAUGCAUUCCUCAAGAGUGGUAUUGGGAGAAAGUUGGUUUCGUUUAAGUGCCAACUCUUGCUGUCUGUCCAAUAUGUUCAAACAGCCAAGUUACCACAGAGCACACAGAACUGGAUUGUUAGAACUACAUCUUAAGGAGAGUGUUGUGAGAGGUCUGAAAACCAGGUCAUAGAAAAAUGUUUGAAAGAAUAAGGAUAGCUACCUUUUACUGAAUGCUGUUUGCAAGGCAAUGUGCUAAGGGCUUUUAUUCAGUGUUUAUUCAGAUAUUCAUUGAGAAUUUUUUCUGUGCCUGCUACUUCCUGUGCUAGGCACUUAGAGUAAAGUGAACAAGAUAGAUAAGGUUGCUGCUUUUAUGGAGCUUUAUAUAUGUAAUUUUUCACAACAGCUCAUAACAGAUGUAUUAUACUUUCAUUUCUUUAGCUGAGAAACCAAGGCACAAAGAGAUGAAGCUUUUCAAGGUCAUUCAGCUAGUAAAGGAUAGAAACUUGCAGCCUUUCAACUUGAGUUUCUCAUUUAAACCAUGUGACCCAAAUAUGAUGACAAUUUUCUCAUUUCUCCUAAGGAUAUACUAUUCUAGAUAUCUAAAAAGAUGUUAAUUUAUAAUAUAUGAUAGAUGUCUUUAUGUUGGUCAUUAUGAUAAUCCAUAGUUGAGAAAGGAGUACCAAAAUUAUAAGCAAAGAGUUUUAGACUGGGAAAGAUAAUAAAAUUAAAGAUAAAAAUAAAAGAUUUUCAUACAACUUAGAGAUCCCUAGCAGUAGAAAAUACCCCCAAAUAAGGUAAUGAGUUAACUGCCCAAAGCUCAGAUGGAGGGUAAAUUCUGUCAAGUGUAAAUAGGACUAGCUGACUUUUUCACUUCUUUCCCACUUAACCUAUAAAUGGGAAAGAAUUUAUUGUUAAAAUUUGAAAUGGGGAAUUGAGGGAGAAGAGAAAAAUGGGUUAUAAUAUACAGGAUAACCUUAUUUACUGUGCAAAUCAGGACUCUUUACAGUGAAAGGCUAUCAGUUAAGGGGGGCAACAGCAACAUAUUAGGGCUGUCCCAGGUAGAUUUGUUGGAUGAUUUGAUGUACCUAAGGAGAGGGUACAAUGUGAAAUAUGCCUUUGAAGCAUAUUUAGCUUUAAGGAAAGGCUGCUGAGAUUUGUAAAUGAAGGAACAAAAGUCUGGCAUAAAAGUGCAUGAGAACGGGAGGACCCAUUUCUGUUUGUUCUGAUAUAGGGUCAUCAGGAGUAGGGCUUUGAUUGGAUGAUAGUGUGCAUGUGCAAGAAAAAAAUGGUGUGAAAAAAGAAAAUGUGUUUUGUUUGGCAAGAGGAGAAUUUUGUUCACACAAAUGCCCAUCAUUUUAAAUCUGAAGUAAUGAAUGCUUAAAUUCUCCUUUUCUUAACACCUUCACUAGUGUGACUAGGAACUGUGUUCUUAGAGUUACAAAGACUAUUGUGAAAACAAGAACCAAUGUAAACUUUGAAUGAAACUACAUAAAGCAGGGACAACUAACUUUUUCCAAGAGCAAUCCAUGUUAUUACAAAUUUGUGUGCAAAAUGAAUUCUUUAAUGUCAGUGGUAAAGUAUAGUAUAAUGUCAUUUUAAAAUAGAUGAAUUUUCUUAAAAGUCCAAAAAUUUAUACUUCUGUAUAUUUUUAAAAACCAUUAUAACUUCCUGUUUGGGGGGUUUUGCCCCCUAUUUAUUACAUCACACUAAGCAACUGCCCAGCAUGAGUUGGAGUCCUAUUAGAAUAUUACUUCCUCUACUCAUCAUCACUAAAACUCUAAAAUUUAGAAUGCACAUUUGGGAUACAGAAAAAAAGGAGGCCAGUGAGACUGUUCUUCCUCAGUAGCCAGAUUUGAUGAUAAUCCUAAUUCUAAGGAAGAAAGGAAAGGAAGAAGGAAAGUCCCACAGGAGGAAGAGGAAAUAGACCUCUCAUGGCCAAAGGUUCAACUGCCUGGCAAACAAAAUUAAUUAGGUCUUUUAUUCCUUCAAGGUUAAUCUAUGCAGAUCCCACUGAGAUGCAGAUUUUGUCUUCCCAGUUUCCAUGACAAGUAUUCUCAUUUUCCCAACUAAAUAAGUUUGAAUACCUGUUACUCCAUACUGCCUACAUCCAUCACCUGCAAAAAUGCUGCUAUUUUAUCUUCACAAUGUAUUUAUGUUUUUACAAUAACUUGCAUCACCUGCACUGUAUUUAGCCUGUUUUGUUUGCCUCUGUACCUCUAUACUGUAUAUGUAUAUAGCUUACAGACCAAUGUUUCUGAUCACAUAAAUUCUACUCCAGUGUUUCCCAUAGUAUAGUCCCCAGAAUCUCCACUAGAUAUGCAAGCUACUCCUUUGGAAAAAAUGUCAAGAGGUCAAUAAAUUUGAAAAUGAUGUAUGUUUUAUCACCUUCUUAGGGAGUCAUAAUUUAUAAUAACAUGUUAAAAAUUCUGGUAAUACCUUUAAAAAAAGAAACCCUUCAUUUGGAUUUUAACUUCAUUUUAACCAAGGUUUCACCAAUUUAUUUGUCCAUAAAUUAAAAAUUUUUGCAUAGUACCUAUCUUCCUGAGGAAUCUCAGUUCUACAGAAAUAAUUAGAAAUGCUGCCUACUUAAGAAGCUCCAUUUGCUCCUCACUUGAGUUAUUAGAAAUGGAUUUUUAUAUAGCAUGGCAGAAUUUAGUGCCCCUGACUAAAUAGGUAUUGCAUGUUUUAAAAAUUAUUGCAACACACUGGUUGAAAAUCACUGACUGACUUAGGUGCAUAGAAAUAACGUACAGAGUUUGCUUAAGGCAAAGAUAAACCUUUUACAACAAGUUCUAUGGCUGGGGUGUGACUACCUACCAUGGACUGGCUAGUGAGGAAUUUCUGAUCAGAUCAGCCCUUCUAGAUUACUUGCCACAGAACCCCUUUUUUCUUCCACAUAGGCCGAGAGGAAAAAUUGAGGCUUUUAUAUUGGUACUUAUAUAUAGGUACUUAAAACGAGAAAAAUUUCCACAAAGUUUGUGUUGAUGAAUUUCAAAAUACAAUAAUCGAUAUAAUCUUUUAUGUAAUGUUAAUACUCUUAAGGAAAAGGUAGAAUUAUUUUGGGGGGAGAAUAGCAAUUUUUAAAUGUUUAUAGUUAGUGUUUACUAUUAUCAAAAUCAGUAACAGCACUGGCUGGAGUGACUCUGUUGGACAUUGUCCCGCAAAGCGGAAGGUUGCUGGUUUGACUGUGGGUCAAGGCCAGUGUCUGGGUUGUGGGCCUGGUCCUGGCUGGGGUGCAUGCAAAAGGCAACCAAUAGAUGUUUCUCUCCCUUUCUUUGUCCUUC